Chaetura pelagica (chimney swift) is the source of this 2034-nucleotide messenger RNA. RefSeq names its product proprotein convertase subtilisin/kexin type 7 (gene PCSK7). The record is from RefSeq and is a predicted model, not a curated record. The coding region runs from base 1 to 2034 and encodes 677 amino acids. Gene Ontology annotation, cellular component: trans-Golgi network; Golgi membrane. Gene Ontology annotation, molecular function: serine-type endopeptidase activity. Gene Ontology annotation, biological process: protein processing. The transcript is spliced from 16 exons. Lineage: Eukaryota; Metazoa; Chordata; Aves; Apodiformes; Apodidae.
AUGUCCUGGUGGCACUCGGAGCAGAAGCUGCUGAAGCGCUCCAAGCGCAGCCUGCACUUUAACGACCCCAAGUACCCCCAGCAGUGGCACCUGAACAACCGCAAGAGCCCCGGGAAGGACAUCAACGUCACCGGCGUCUGGGAGCGGAACGUGACGGGCAGCGGCGUCACCGUGGUGGUGGUGGAUGAUGGUGUGGAGCACACAGUCAAGGACAUCCAGCCAAACUAUAGCCCAGAAGGCAGCUAUGACUUGAACUCCAACGACCCUGACCCUAUGCCUCACCCUGACGAGGAGAACGGCAACCACCACGGGACGCGCUGCGCGGGGGAGAUCGCGGCCGUGCCCAACAACAGCUUCUGCACCGUGGGAGUCGCCUACGGGAGCCGCAUCGCGGGCAUCCGUGUGCUGGAUGGGCCCCUCACAGACAGCAUGGAGGCCAUUGCCUUCAACAAGCACUAUCAGAUCAACGACAUCUACAGCUGCAGCUGGGGUCCAGAUGAUGAUGGGAAAACCGUGGAUGGCCCCCACCAACUGGGAAAGGCUGCCCUGCAGCACGGGGUCAUCGCCGGCCGCAGGGGCUUCGGGAGCAUCUUUGUGGUGGCCAGUGGCAACGGGGGGCAGCACAACGACAACUGCAACUACGACGGCUACGCCAACUCCAUCUACACUGUCACCAUAGGCGCGGUGGAUGAGACGGGCUCCAUGCCGUUCUACGCCGAGGAAUGUGCCUCCAUGCUGGCCGUCACCUUCAGCGGCGGGGACAAGAUGAUGAGGAGCAUUGUGACGACAGACUGGGACCUGCAGAAGGGCACGGGCUGCACGGAGGGGCACACCGGGACCUCGGCUGCCGCUCCCCUCGCGGCCGGGAUGAUCGCGCUGAUGCUGCAGGUGCGGCCCUGCCUCACCUGGAGGGACGUCCAGCACAUCAUUGUCUUCACUGCCACCAAGUAUGAGGAUCAUCACGCCAAGUGGGAUGUCAACCAGGCCGGCUUCAGCCACAGCCACCAGCACGGCUUCGGCCUGCUCAACGCCUGGAGGCUGGUCAAUGCUGCCAAGAUCUGGGAGUCUGUCCCCUACCUCGCUUCGUAUGUGAGCCCUGCACUGAAGGAGGGCAGGAACAUCCCCUUGCUCCCACAGGAGCUGGAGGUCACCUGGAACGUCACCACCGCCGACCUGGAGCUCUCUGGCAUGAGAACCCUGGAGCACGUGGCAGUCACUGUCACCAUAACACACCCCCGCCGUGGCAACCUGGAGAUCAGGCUCUUCUGCCCCAGUGGGAUGAUGUCCCUGAUAGGGACCACCAGGAGCAUGGACUCGGACCCCAAUGGCUUUGCUGACUGGACCUUCUCCACCGUCCGGUGCUGGGGUGAGGAAGCACAGGGCAUGUACAGACUGGUCAUCAGGGACAUUGGAGAUGAGAGCUUGAGGCCUGGCACCUUGAAGCAGUGGCAGCUGACCCUGUAUGGCUCCUCCUGGUCCCCAGCAGAGAUGAAGGAGCGGCAGAGGCUGCUGGAGGAAGCCAUGAGCGGGCGGUACCUGAGCAGCGACUUCUCCCUGCCCUGCCCCCCGGGGCUGGAGAUCCCCGAGGAGCAGCACUACACCCUCACAGCCAACACCCUCAAGACCCUCCUGCUGCUGGGAUGCUUUGCUGUGUUCUGGACUUUCUACUACAUGCUGGAAGUUUGCCUGACCAGGAACAACGUGGGGCUCGAUGUGACCUGCAGUGGCUCCCCCACCUGCAGGUGGUACCAGCAAGGAGGGAAGCACAGAGCCCUGGAGAGCGGCCUGGAGAUGGAGUCUGUGCCGCUCUACUGUGAGAAGGACAUGGAUGACGUGGAGGUGGAGUGUGAGCACCCAGAGCCUGCCCAGGAGGACCAGAGGGAGGAGGGGUCCUGGACACCCACCCACCCCACACUUCCCAGUAACGGCAGAGCCACAAGUUUCCAGGAGGCAUCCCCAGCUGGAGCAGGGUACCUUGGCCGGGAGGCGAUGACCGAGCUGCUCUCGGAGGACAGGGAGCACCAGACCUGCUAG